AGAUAAUUUACAUAUUGAAUAGAGAAAUUAAGAUAUCAGGAUAUGGAUGGUGUGCUCUCACCACAUGGGGUCUUCAUUUCCAAAACAAACAAAAUGGCGGCUCACAUGAGAUGGGGUCUUUCACGGUUGUUACGGGCAAGAAAUACGACUCAUUUUAAGUUCCUGGUGAAGAUCCAAAGCUCGUACCUCUCUCAGAGCAAGACCCAGAUCUUCAGAAGAGUUCAGCCUCAGAUCUGGACAGGAAACACAGACUUCUCAACAAGACACCUGUCCAUCCAGACUCAAGACACUCCAAACCCCAGAAGUUUAAAGUUUCUCCCUGGUAAACCUGUCCUAGGAAGUGGGACGCUUGACUUUCCGACUCAGAGCACAGCCGAAUGUUCAUCUUUAGCCAGGGGCCUGUUUGAAAUUGAAGGAGUGAAAAGUGUGUUCUUUGGCCCUGACUUCAUCACAGUCACUAAAACAGAUGAGGAUGUGGAAUGGACAGACAUUAAGCGUCAUGCUGUGGAGGCCAUUGCUAACUUUUUUGAGAGUGGUGACCCAAUAACUAUAGGAGCCGUGCACCAUGAAAGCAGUAUUUCUGAGGAUGAUGAUGAUAUUGUAUCCAUGAUAAAGGAGCUUCUUGACACCAGAAUUAGACCUACAGUGCAGGAGGAUGGAGGCGAUGUAAUCUUUAAGGGGUUUGAGGACGGCACGGUCAAGCUGAAGCUGGUUGGUUCCUGCACAGGGUGUCCCAGUUCUACUGUUACCCUGAAGAAUGGGAUUCAGAACAUGAUGCAGUUUUAUAUCCCGGAAGUAGACAAUGUGGAGCAGGUGGAAGAUGAAGUUGAUGAAAUCAAUGCAAAGGUUUUCUCAGAGCUGGAACGCAAAUUACAAGAAUAAAAACGUCUUGGAGCGACGCACCAAUACAUUUGGUUGUAGGAAGAGUAUAUUCCACUGUGUAAAUACACAGCAUAAUUCCCAGUAGGGCCAUUCUAUAAUAUGAAUGGAAAGAGGAAGUUAUUCCCUGCUAUUUUGUGUUUAUGCUAUAUACUGUUAAGAGUUCAUACUGUAAUUUAUGUGUACAUACUGUAUCUCCCUGUUAUCAAUAUAGCAAUUACAGGAAAAUACCUGUAUACAGAAAAUACUUUGAGCAGGUCGAAAUGUUCUACUGUAAUUGCUGUAAAUGUUGUUGUGUAUUUAUUUCUUAUAAAGAUUUUAUAUUUUGAAAGAAUAUUUUCAUAGAAUGGACAUAUUGUGAAAGGGGAAACGGUUAUGCUCAUGCAGAAUGAAGAUUUGAUGAAGUAUUUCCAUUGUUGCAGCAAUAUAACAGCUGUAGGAGCCAUGGAACGUACACUGUUGAUGCAUUUUGUUUUAAUACAAAUUAGGUUUUUACUAGUUCAUAUUUGGUUAAUGGUUUUUAUUAUUAUUAUUAUAAGAUAUUAUUGUGUGUGUGUGAUCGCAAUGGGUUGGUUUGUUUGGGUCACAUGGAUAUGGGCGGCACUCAUAGGAAUGAAUUAUAAUCACCUGUUCACCUGAGCCAGCUGUGUAUGUGCAGAGAGAGGGUGACGACAGGGUCGUUGUAUUUGUUGUUGACCGCAAACUUUAUGAUUACUUUGAUUAUAAUUAUAAUUUCGUUGUCCUAAGUAGAUUGUCUCGUUAUUUCAUUAAAUUACAUUAUUAUUCACCUCAUUUUUGAUCUCAGCAAGUCAGUUUUUGAUUUAGCUUUUCGACUUAGCUUAUUUACUGAAGUCGCUAUGACAACUGAAAAAUAACUGAAGCAUAAGUUAGUGUGCUGAGUAACUCCCUUUAAGACCUGUGUGCUAUUUAUGUGCUUUGUGCUCGAUUAUUCUGAUGUAUCACUGUAUAAAACAAAGUUCACAGUUUGAAAGCA
Messenger RNA from Eleginops maclovinus (Patagonian blennie), 1873 nucleotides. RefSeq lists its product as uncharacterized. Gene Ontology annotation, molecular function: 4 iron, 4 sulfur cluster binding; iron ion binding. Gene Ontology annotation, biological process: iron-sulfur cluster assembly. The transcript is spliced from 8 exons. The record is from RefSeq and is a predicted model, not a curated record. Gene Ontology annotation, cellular component: mitochondrion. The coding region runs from base 43 to 882 and encodes 279 amino acids. Lineage: Eukaryota; Metazoa; Chordata; Actinopteri; Perciformes; Eleginopidae.